Messenger RNA from Aspergillus candidus, 570 nucleotides. RefSeq names its product glutathione peroxidase. Lineage: Eukaryota; Fungi; Ascomycota; Eurotiomycetes; Eurotiales; Aspergillaceae. The record is from RefSeq and is a predicted model, not a curated record. The transcript has 2 exons. Bases 1 to 570 code for a protein of 189 amino acids. Gene Ontology annotation, biological process: response to oxidative stress. Gene Ontology annotation, molecular function: glutathione peroxidase activity.
AUGGCGUCCGCGACGACUUUUUACGACUUUGAGCCUGUCGAUAAAAAGGGCUCCCCCUUCCCUCUCACCCCCCUCAAAGGCAAAGUCAUCCUCGUCGUCAACACUGCCUCCAAAUGUGGCUUCACCCCUCAGUUUAAGGGCCUCGAGACCCUCUACCAGACCAUCAAGGAGAAGUACCCCGAGGACUUCACCAUCAUCGGCUUCCCCUGCAACCAGUUCGGCAGCCAGGACCCGGGCUCCAACGACGACAUCCAGUCCUUCUGUCAGGUCAACUACGGCGUCACCUUCCCCGUGCUGGGCAAGCUCGACGUCAACGGCGAAGAGGCCGCGCCCCUGUGGACUUGGAUGAAGGAGCAGCAGCCUGGCCUGAUGGGCCUCAAGCGCAUCAAGUGGAACUUUGAGAAGUUCCUCAUCUCCCCUGACGGGAAGGUCGUCGGGCGCUGGGCUAGCGUUACCAAGCCCGAGUCGCUGGAGCAGACCAUCCUAGCUGAGAUUGAGAAGUCUAAGAAGGCGGGGUUGCUGGCGUCGCAGCAGGCUCAGGGUGGUGGUGAACAGGCGAAGUUGUCGUAA